AUGUGCCUGAAGACAUGCGGCGGCCACCAAGACCCCCCGAAGUCUUUGUUCUGGCGGUCACCAAACUCCUACAAUAACGUUUGCGGUGGUACCAAAAGGCUUCGGGAGGUAGGGUCUAAAUGCAGACACCCACUCAAGUGUCUUAAUGCCUGACCCUGCGUGACCUCGAAAUGUUCGUAAUGUUGCAACAACUGUUUCCACAGCCCCACUCGGUGUCUUUUGCCAAUAUGAGUCCCUCCCCCAUCCCCUCAGAUCAGUCAUCAAGUUCACAGUUUCAAGCUAAACAAAACACUCGAGUUUUCUGACUGUCCUGAACUUACCACCAUGUGUGGGCGAUGUUAGCCUUGGACGGCGUCUCUUCAACCGGCUCCAGUCAAGACAUGACCGCCGGCUCACUAUCACAUCCGUUAAACUCCCCCAUCCCUACCUUCCUAGUCAAUCUAAAAUUUAUUCACGAGCCUAUGUUUGUUCAUUGUCCGAGCUGCAUGACAGGACGCAUGCAUGGAUAAGCAUACAUGAGCUGCAAGAACGACCCCCUCCCCUACCGCAUGGUGUGAUGGCGUUUUAGUCCCAUUUCACCACAGCACGAAUUCUCAUAACUCCCACCUAAACACACUUCGCACCUCGGCAAGUCUCUAACCAGCUCUCCAGGUAAACUGGUCAGCCACGUAUGACCUGCGGGGAUGUUAACUCGGUAGCCACACAAUGAGCUCACCUCGGGUAUGAGUACUGCAAAUAGCAAUCAUAUGCUCUCCGUCUGCAGCUUACUGUUGUAGUAAAUAUGAAACCAAACCCAACAUGUCAACCCAAACCGCACAAGCUCGGUAGACAAGAGAGAGAAUAAAGUACCCCAAUCGGCAAGCAGUUUGAAUACGGAGAAAUUUACCUUUGUGUCUAGGCAAAAUAAGUGAUUUUUCAAGAAGGUAAUUCAACUUGGGCUUGAAGCACUGCUGUCCUCUACAAUGUCAUAUGGGCAAAGCAAAAAUUACUAACGUUAAUUAGUACACCGCGUCCAUUCGUAAACAGCAUACGGAAACCGUCAGCAUCAGUUCCGAAAGCCGGUUUGUCCUUAGAUAAAGCUGGGCAAGUAAGUAAUCGCAACUUUGGGGUUUUAUUGGUGUGGAGAAUGAUAAAGUAGGUUAAUAAAUUAUUUUAUUUAACUUCCAUAAGGAAAAUGUUAUGCAAGUCGACCUUAAAUCGAAGGAAUCUGAAUAACUACGUCCAUUGGCUGUGUCAUAUAAGCACUACGACUUCUGCUGAGAAGACUUCGGACAGAAAUAAUACUGCAAAUACUACUGAGGUAAUCAAUAUACUGUCUGGUAAUAGUACUGCCCCCAUUGAGACGGCCUACAGGAAGACAUUUCCUAGAACUGCAACCAUUAACAGUCGUAUAUCUACGGCUGUCAGCAUUGCACUGUGGGCAAUGUCACUGUAAACGGAACUGGUAAUAUCGCUGCCCUUAAUAUAACUGUAGAACGGAGACUGUAUUGUUAUGGGUACUGCCAUCACAAUUAACAGUAGUCGAAAAAAACUGAAAUUAUUCCCGCUGCAGCAAUUGCUGGCUACUGUUACUGCUACGGCAAUUGGUGUAGGCUGUCGUAAAAGUCAAUACGAUUAAUAGGAAUGCCAGUGUGAGUACUCAGUCAGAUGUCCGUAUUAAAACUACAUACGAUAACUGACAAUAAUAAACUUAGUGCUAGUACUACUACAACAACCAUUACCUCAGGGCGUCGCGACUAGUAGUACAGUUAGUGAGCUAACUCAUGAAAUGUCAACCGUAAUUCCGAAAUGCAUCUUCGUUCCAAAAAUAGUAAUUAAGUAGGGUUGUAAAACUAAUAAUCCUGCAGGGUAAUUCUAUAAUAAUUCAUUUACCUCAGGAUGCUGGCCUUUGAACAAACGUUUUUCCGGUUGCAUGCAAAACUAUUCUCUGUAAAAAGGACUGCAUAAGUAGCAUGCACUUUUUCAUUGACUUUUGAUGUCCUUAAAUAUGCAAUUAUAUUUCAUGGGAAACAUACAUUAACAUAUUCAUUCAUUUGCUCCUUUGAUACAAAAUUACGUCUUCUUCCAAUUUUAUACUCAAAAAAGGGGCAUAAUUUGGUUUUAAAAAGUUUCUAAUUGUGAGUUUUUAAUACUGUCAAAUGGCCAUUCAUAAAACGUCCGUUAUCUGCAUGCACCGAUGUGGCUUGUAAAGUUAACUACAUGGCUCAAAUCCACGGUAAAUUUUAUGAACCACUUAUAGUUUCCUCUUAACAUCGUAGAGAAAUUACAGUUUUCUGUACGCGGUGAAAUAUACGGCUUGCAGUUUGGAAACUCUGAAUGCAAAUGUGACGGCAGGUCGGCUCCAAAACUAUUCGAGAAUUCAUUGAUAUUUUGGCAGAUUUUGAAUAACUCAUAUUGACCCAACUGUGAAAACUCGGCGCCUCGGUGGGAUUCGAACCCACGCAGUAAGGGGAAGGCUUUAGCGCAGCCAACGCUCUAACCACCUGAGCUACGAGGCCCCGCCGGACGACGCGAGUUUAAUCACAUUUGGGUCAAGUUACCCGCCCAACCUACUGCAACGUCUGGAAUCCACCAUAUCUGAUACAGUAAGUUGACUGCCCAAGCAGGAUUUCCUAAGUAAUUCACCUAGAAUCCACCAGAUGACUAUCAGGCUCGCGUAAUUCAUUGAUAUUUCGGCAGAUUUUGAUUCUAGGUGAAGUACUUAGGAAAUCCGGCUUGGGUAGUCAGCUUACUGUAUCAGAUUUGGUGAAUUCCAGACGUUGCAGUAGGUUGGGCGGGUAACUUGACCCAAAUGUGAUUAAACUCGCGUCGUCCGGCGGGGCCUCGUAGCUCAGGUGGUUAGAGCGUUGGCUGCGCUAAAGCCUUCCCCUUACUGCGUGGGUUCGAAUCCCACCGAGACGCCGAGUUUUUCACAGUUGGGUCAAUAUGAAUUAUUCGAGAAUUGGAAAAAGGUUUUGGAAACCAAAUUAUACCCUUCCAUGGCGUAUGAAAUUGAAAGAAGGCGUAAUCUGAUACCAAAGGAGCAAAAGUAGAAAUAUUUUUAUACUUGUUCCCAUGAAAUGUAAUUGAAUUUUUGAGGGCAUCGAAGAUCAGUGAGUAAAAUGCGUGUUACAUAUGUAGUCAUUUUUUACAGAGGAUAGUUUUGCAAGCAGUCGGGAAGAAGUUCGUUCGAAAGCCAGCAUCCUUAGGUAACUGAAUUAUUAUAGAAUUAUGCUGCAAGAUGAUGAAGUUUACAACCCUACUUACUGAAUCUUUUCGAAACGAAAAUGCAUUUCGGAAGUUCGGUUGACUUACCACAUGUAAUGCUGAUGGUAAAACUACUGCUACGGGUAGUUCGACGACUACCGUCACUGAAGCAAAAGCUGUUUCUGAUGCUAUGAGAUAUGUUUCUCGUAGAAGAAGUAUGGAAUGCGAAUGGACCUGCCCCUAUUGAAGUCCAUAGAAGUACACUACUACAACGAUGGAAAUCACAAUUGGUAUCUGGAGGACACCUAGCCCCAUUGGGCUACUAUACAGCCUAUUGCAUCCAAUUCUACCGCAUGUAGUUGUAUUACUUCCAUCUGUAGACUGGUUACAUUUGGUAUAUAUACUACUAUUUACUCUACAUUUGCAUCCAUUACUUAUACCGGGGGAACGUCCACAUCUUCAAAAUCGUCUGCCAUGGCUUAUACCAGUGUUUCCGCUACUAGUGCAACCACUAAUGACCAAACCAUUCCUAUUAAUGCUGCUACUACUGCUACUAAAACGACUACUACCAAUACUACUGCCAACACGAUUACUACGAGUACUACUGCACUAACGGGCAGCACAACUAUUACUGUCACCAUCAUAAACUACUCUUAUGGCCAUUGAGACAUAUAGUUAUACUAAAAGCGCAACUGCCACUCAGUGUUACAUUAAGGACACCGAGAUUGAAGUCAGUUGGCGCGCGUGCGACUCCCAAAAGUAGUAAACCGGUAAGAAAUUUCGGUACCGCUGGCAUCACUACGACUACGUGAUCGGUAGGAAGUGCGAAGUCUACGCAGCGGAUACUACCGGAAUGACUGUUAGUGCCAGUGGGUUUGCAACUAAUACUACCGCCAGUAGCAGUGCCACUGUUAGUGAAAGGCAAUACCGAGGCUUCUGGCAAUGCUUCUAAAAAUGGUGAAGUUAGGAAAUCAGAAACCUCUACGUAGACGACAACUACUGCUAUUACUUAUGCUGCGGUCGUCAAUACUGCCAAUACUACGACGUUUAGUAACGGAUGUGGUAGCAAUAUGAAAACUUCCACAGCUAGAACUACUGCUGCUCAACCCUUCUUCCGCCACAACUACUGCAACCCAGUAAACUACAACUGCUUAUGCCGGUAGAACCUCUAAAAUCACCAAUAAUGUUACUAUUACCAACAGAACUUUUAGUUCAAUUAUUAAUAAUGUUGCCCCUAGUACUAUUAGUAAUGCCACUAAUAUUACGACUAUUACUACGACUACCACGCAAGUGCUACAUACUGAAAUACUAAUCUGACGGCAGCGAACAGUACGGAACCUAUUUUAAAUUCUACUAAUUUUGCAUGCAGGGCGACAGCAGUAACUACCGGUACUAGUACAUCAGCAACAAGCAGAACAACCUCAAUAAGUCUUCUGCAAUAAGACUGGAUACUGGGGAUAGUGUCGGUGCCUGACGAAUUGCCACUGCAGUCAGUAGAUCAAAUACAGUUGGGAAAUGCAAACCCAGUACUGAUGAUAUGGGUUAAUGUCAGCGGUGAUUCUGCUACCAUAGGGAAGUGCUAGUAAUAAUACUACUACUACUGCUACUACUACUACUACUACUACUACUACUACUACUACUACUACUACUACUACUACUACUACUACUACUACUACUACUACUACGAAUGCUACUACUGAAACGACCACUACUAACGCUUCAACUUUACUAAGUGUAAUGGCAUACGUAACACUGACUGAAGUAUUACUAGUACCGGGAACGUCAGUGGCUAUGCAACGAUAUUUAAUGAGCUAAAUACGAACAACAGAAAGGGACUAACAAUAUCGUGAAUAGAAAUCUAGUGCCACGGCCACCUCUGCAACGAAUACUACUAAUGGAAAUUGCGGCGAGUGAUUGUAUCACAACUAGCACAAGCAAUACCUCGAAAGACACGACGGACACGCACUCAGCGAGAAAAGCAGCGGAUGACAAAAGUUUAAAGAAAAAUGCCUACUUAAAGCAGUAAGCGUUUAUUUUAAUUUCGCAAAACUCCGAUUAGCCGCGAAUCGGAGAGUUCAGACUUAUCUAACAAACCUAAACAAAUAGCGAAGAUGGUACCCUAACAGGAAGGGGAGCAUACUUAAUGGUUUCGGGAGAACAGUUAAUGGAAGGGGAAGAAGUUCGACCAAGAGUUCACUAAGGGCUACUUUGGCGAAGACCAGCUGAUUUGGGGAUGAAUUGCAGUCGGUGAGAAAAAAGAAUGUGCGAGGGGAUUGUGAGGGUGGCGAUGGCCUCCCGAAGGCGUUCUACGGUCCGAGUUGCUCGACGUUGAUCAAUAUCAUACUUAUGGGAGAUCCAGGCGAUUCAGAUAGGCUUAAAAUGAAUAGGUCAAUAAGAUUGGGUAAGUAAGGCAAUGAAAGAUAGGAUCGAACAGCGAAUAGCAUUCUUGAAGCCAAGCUGGCCAUGUUUGACCAUUUCUACAUGUAGAGGCCGAAGACAUUGAGGGUAGCACACGCGGGGUAACGUGGAGAACUAGGUAUAACUCUUGGCGAGUAUUGAUUUGAAGAGAGUUAUCAAACGGUCAUCGAGGUCAUCCAAGCUAGGAGUAGGAACAGUCAAAUGGUGCGAAAUUACAGUGGAACUAACACAUCAGAAAGUGUUAAACAAUACAAAGGAGAAUGAGAUUUACAACAGGAGGGACGUUAUUCCAAAACAUCAGCUACACAGUCUGUGGGGAAUGCAGCGCUGUCGGCAAAUGCAGGGUGUGGCCAUGGAAAGUGUUUUAAAGGAAGCGGGAAAUACGGAACGGUAACUGCAAUAACGGCGGGAAGGAGGUCAGCGGGAAUAUGAGGACAAACCACCAGUUAAGUUCGGUGACACGUAAUCACACCAUCUCUAACCUUGCGUAGUGGCCGAGGUCACUACACUGGAUCCGUGAUCAAAAAGUGUCUUCUCAUUCGAACAACUCUCUACUUUUCAAGGGAAAUUUCAUAAACGGCCAAAAUGACUUAAGAUUCUAAAUGGCUAAUUUGCGUACGUUGUCGAGGGAUCACAGUCGACGAACAAGGGUCUAGGUGAACCCAAUCGAAGUCGGAAGGGCCGUAACCCAACUACCGUUCAACAAAGGAACUGCACACCACAAUACAAAACAAUAUUCUUUAUUCGAACUACAAUCGGAGUUACAAUUGGUUUCGUAAAUUUGACGUGCAAAUAACUGAACUCUCGCUUCUUUUUUAAGGAUCUAUUAUUCAGGUUCGUUUUUGCUUGAUUGUCGUUAAUAAUUUUACUUUAUCACACCGUUUUCGUUCUUCUGUUCAAAAGACUAAACUAAAGAACACAAUAUGACGGUCAUGGGUGUUUCCUCUGAUAACAUUCCGCCCCGUCCCAAUUAAGGCCUGAAAAGUAGUCCCAUUUAUCUGUAAUUCCACCACCGCGCUGGGAAGACGCUCGGGAACUACGGUUGAUGCCACGGCGGAAAUGCCUGGUGAAAGAGAUGGCUCAUCGGUUUAGUGAUGCAAGACACAACUUUUCAAAGUGACCUUUUUCCCGCAUUUUUUGCAUAACGCCUCGCGUGCGGGACACAUCGAAUGGCGGUGCCUGGAAUGAAGUAGUGGCCACCAGAAGAGAGACUCGAAGAAGUUUCACGUGGCUUGGUAGCGGCAGAGAAUGAGGUCGUCGGAGGGUUCUGAUACGAUAGAGACUGUCUUUCUGCCAAUUCAAGUGACCUUGCCUGAUCAAAAGCAGUUUGGAAGUUCAAAUUCUUUUACACCUCUGAUGGCAUCGUCGCGAUCUUGUUCUACCGGAACGGCUUUAAAGUCGUAAUCCUUAGCUAAGUAGCUUAACUUUGGAGCAAACUGGCCGAGAGUUUGUCCGUCUUCCUGUCUAUAGGUUGCCAGAAGAUGGUGGGCGAAGAUUCCGAUUCUGAGUCUUAAGUAGAGAUGUCGUGGCAAUUUGACGGUUUCUUCAUAACUGGAGCAUUCAAUAAUGCAUUCCCAGACUGUCGGACAGACGUAGGUAGCAAGAACGCUUAAUUUAUCCGGUUUCAGGCUAUCGAUCGUAGAUGAGAAAUUUGCAAAAGUGCGAAACCAAUGAUUCCACUGUUUAGAAGCGUCUUAAGCAUUUGGAUCAAUAUCGAGUCGUUCUGGCCCAAGGAAUCGAUCCGUUCUGGAGUUGUAAAAUGAAUAAAUUGUUGUAGCUAAGACCGCGGCAGGCACACGAGAAGAAAAGCAUGAACAAAUCAGGAUGCAAGAAUCAGAACCAGAAUACCCUAUGGUAGGGCUUUAUCUUACGACCGACGUACUGGAACUAAAACGAGAAAUAGAAAAAUAGUAGGUAAGAUGCAGUUUAGCCAGGGACUUAUGUUGGCAUGACAUUCUUUUACUUCCUAUUAUUCUUCUUCUGAACAGCCUUCUGGAACUCGCCUGUUCGCUUCUACCGGUCGUCUUUUUGAAAUAGAAGAGCGUGAGUGGGUCAUAAAUCCAUUUGUAAACUACGAAACUACAUGUCUGACAGUGGCCGAUGAAGAAAAUGCAGAUGACCGGAAGUUCGAUUGGAUUCACAAGAUGCCGUUUAUGAUCAAACGUUGUACGCAUUUCAAAUGACAAUUCGGAGCCAGUGCCACUUAAUUGAAAGGCAGUCAAGUCCUCGCUGCUAUAUAGGCCUUCGUAUCUUUGGAAAUGACGAUUGUUCGUCCCGACACAAAAUUAAAUCUGAUAAGGACGACCUCAAAUAGGUCAUGGUGGAAUUCAUGUCAGCUUGUCGACUGUGGAGUCACGUUUCUAGUUUAUUUCCCCUCAACAACAAGCCCAUCCAUUAUACUGGUGGUCCUUAAAAUUACCCGCCUGGAAAUAUAUUGAAUAGCUCUUAAAGUUAAUUUUUUGUUUAUUUGGAAAGUCACGUUAGCGUGCCGCGUCCAAAAGCCCUUCCUUUUGGUGUGUUGCGGACGGGGAAUGUUUGGGGACCCUGUUCUUCAUCGUUAUCGAGAUUCGAGGCACAAACGAGGUCUACAUUCCCGUCCGACUUAACGCCUACGGUCGCGUAGGACCUCCCGCGGGGUUUUAUUUCGUACUCGUCAGGUCACAUUUCCCCUUACGCUUGUUUUUUUAGGUCCCCGACUUGCCAUGUCGGCGACCAACCACACAAGCUGGUAUUCUUACCACAUAGUAUUCGGCUCAGGAGCUUGCUGUUUUGUAGGGGGCUUCCCGUUAAAGGCCGUUCAGUCCGCCACCUACUGAUGCUCUGGACUUCCUACCUGUCCUAUUUUGAACGCCAUUUCGGUUACCUCGAAUUAUUUUUUAUGGUCUUGAGAUACUUGUCUUCCUCGUCACUUAGUAUUGCAUACAUUUUCGAUCUGAAUUAUGUAAACGUGAUCGGCACUUUUGACUGAUAAUGAUUUCCAGGAGUCGCCUCGCUUUAACCAUACUAGCUCAAAAGGGUAUUAACGGCUUUAUGGUGCUCGAGCCACUAAAUGAUUCGUACCCUGGGGACCCGAAACAAUUACACGUAGGCUUUUGACACUAAAAUCGUAAAUGCUAUUUAUGAAAUACGUGUAAAUACAGUGCUAAACACGAACACAUCGUUAGGAAAUGACGACUCUUAUUUUAAGUUGCGAAAAUUUCCAUGGAGCAAUUCAGAAGAGCAUUUGGCGAGUUUACGCGUGCUCUUAUUUGUAUACAGUGCUGUUAGAUGUUGUGAAUGCUGCUAGAAUUCCAUGUCAUCUAGGGAUAGCCGAUCAGGCGCACACUUUACUGCUGUCGCGUUGUCAAUCAUGGCCCAACCUGUCAGUCACUUGUGUGGUAGUGACAUAGACUGGCUCAGUCAGUUACCGUUUAGAUUGCACCUUGGGAUGCGGUCGACUGAUUGGUGGCUGUUUGUUUCAAAGGCCCGUGCCAUUAUGGCUAAUUGCGUUAGUUAAGGUCUGCGCGAAUCGCUUUUCAUUGGCAUAUGCUACUCCCUCACUGACUGCUUCGCAGUAAAGAGUAGGCAUGUGCCUUGCGAACAUGCCGGUAUCAAAGUCUGAAUGUGUAGUCUUUUCAGACUGGACCAAAUUAAAGGAGCAGGUUUUUUCAGAGCCAGAAGCCGCAAUUAUGGACCCAGUACUCCACUGAAUAACGUCCUAUCAGGGAGACAUGGUGUGGUUUGCACAGGCAAAAUUCUAUUAUUUGGUAUUUAACGCGAUCGAGGGGUCUGGAAUAAAUCCAGCCAAAUAUGCUGUAGUAGCUAGGACCGUAGCAAGCACACGAGAUGGAGAGGACCAACGAAUAUGACUGUAAGAGUCAGAACGAGAAUACCCUGUAACAGGGCUUUAUUCAUCUUACAAUUGACGUACUGGGACUAAAAAGAGAAGUAGAAAAGUAGUAGGUAAGGUGGAAUUUAGCCUGGGGCUUAUGUUAGCAUGACAUAUGCUAUUUACUUCCUAGACUUAUCUGUAUGAAAACUGGUUUUUGGCAAGCGUGGCAUCGGACAAGUGUACCCCUGUUUUACCUCACAGUUAUAAUUCUGUUAGAAAAACCCUUUUGAACCCCAGGGUAAUCAACAAACCGGCCCCGUUUAGGACUGCAGAUCUUCCAAAACUGCUAAGCCGUUCGGGAUAACACCAGUAUCCUGUUUGUAACAUCUAAUCAAGGUCAUGCCUCAAGUGCAAAAGGACAAAAUUGCGCUGAAUUAAGAAGACUGAAGUAAAGAAGCACAAAUUUCCACCGUUACUUUCACGGGCACGUAAAUUAUACUGCCCUCACCUCCAUUUUUCAGCAGAUUUCAUUUAGACUCACAACUGCCUGCAUAAUAAGCCGGUCCCUAUCAUUUCUUUAUUUUUCAGCUUACACUUAGCGGUGUCAGUGGAAUAUCCUUUGAUGGAGGGGUUGCCGGACACUCAGCUUGAUCGGCAGUUGCACACCAUCAGUCCUGAACAAUGUUUCAUACGCCAAAUUAUAAAUCCUAUUCGCUUUUCCCGUACCCUGAUUCAGCUGGGCUACGAACCCCUUCCUCCCUACCGUUCUCUUCACCCACUAAUACUAUUUGGUUGGACGAAACCCGUAUUCUUUUACCCAAACAUGUUUGCCUACGCCCGGUAUUUGUUUCAUAAAAGAGGCUUCUGGUACGUAAUGACAACCGGUUUCCAGGCCCGAUUUUUUUACGAUCUCCUCACGGAUGCCUGUCAGUUCAUGAAUCGCCGGUUUCUCCUAGAACAUAGUGAGGAUUCCCUUCCGCUGCUCACCAAUGUGGAUACAUUUGUUUUCGCUGACCCUAGCCCAGCCGCAGAUGAAAACCCGCAUACAAAACGAUGGAAUGGUCUUGUGGAGAAUAUAAUGGAGGAGGCCUCGCUAUGGAAGUUUGGAAUUCAUCUUUCUGGACUGCUGGCAAUGAAGGCAUACGAAAUUCUUCUGACUCAACCGUUUUAUGGUCCGUACGUACAUUUUAUAUUCCCCUCCAAAAACCGUCCUAGUUUUUAACUUGAACUUUCCUGGAGAAGCACCGUAGAAAGUCUUUCGUCUUUUGAGCACCUAAAUCCCCAAAUCCAUUUAAAUCCGUUUGAGGACCCGCCAUGGCACUGCGUACUUGCAAAGCAAACAUUUUAAUCCCCGUUAGUCCCUCAUCGUUACAACGUAGUCUGUUGGACACACCGAAAAUUGCACACACGUCGGAUUGCUGAUGUGCUGAAGAGGAUGCUGUGUAACCUGGUCAUGGUGUCUGGAAAUGGAACACCAAUAGCACAGCCUUUCCUGACGGUUUAGUCCUUGACCGCUGAGCGUGGACUGCACUACUUACCGAUGCUGUGGAUCCCGGUGCUGGCCAAACCAGCACUGGCGACAGCCGAUACAGGUGCAGCCACGUAAGUACUCUUGGUUUGCAGCCAUUUUGAGGUUUGCUUGAGAGAGCACAAGAAAGUAUGCAGUGCAUUGCCCUCUCUGCUCCCAAAUACUGGCGCCGGUGACCGUGAGAUCCGUCUUCGUCAUGCUUAAAUAAUCAGGUGGAAAUGAGCAACCUUAUUGUGAAUACCGAUCUCUUAUCUGACGAGUCUGCCACAGGCUUUAGCAUUGGUCUUGUUCCUACCUGGAAGGGGGACGAGCUCAUGACUUGACGCACUAAAAGUUUAUAUCGUAACCCUUCUGCUACCUUCCCUUCCAUAUAGUUAUUAUGGUACGGCAAAUGGCCAGCUUUGUCGGUGGAGAGGGCGGUUACAACUGGUUCCAUCAGGCAGUUUGGAGUAUAUACAGAGAAAGUGGUCUUCCUGGGUUCGUCCAGGUAUGUUUUUAAUAAUGUCUGACUACCCAUCACUUCAUCACUUGACUUUCUAUCCUUGGUGCACUAGCGCAACUCACCCAUCCAUUGACAGCCUGCUGCAAAUGAAUGGUUGUGAUUUAAUUUGUUCCUUAGAAUGAUAAAAAAAGUUGCACAAGCCAUUACGGGUCUUUCUUCUGUCCACGCUGGUAAUUUACCACAUGCUUUGAGUAAGAAAGAAAGAACCUAAUUGAGUGCCAGAACAAUUUCGUUAUUUUCUUGAGCUUCCGAGCACGUGCUAGAGUCCGUCGUCAGAGAUGACAGUAGCAACAGAACAAAUGGCACUUAUAAGGGUCAUUAGCCAACCAACAACCGUUGCCACAGGUCGGGACUUGACAGCGGAGAGCGCCGUAUGCGGUUGCCAAAUCAAUACACCGAUUGAUUGAGUCCUCACCCGCGGCCCAGGUUUCAAUCAACUCUCGGCAUAUCUUGUUUUUGGCUUGAGAAUUUUUUUUAGCGGCUGCAAAGUUGCAUUCGGGGCCCGUUUCGAUGGUGUGGACCACCGGUUGUAGUUACUCGUAACCCCGUCACACAGCUAGCUUAUGCUCGUGUAUGCGCGGUCCGAGCAUGUAGUCAGCCUGACUUGUGUAACCACAAAGACAGUCUAGUCACGGGAUACGACACACCAUACGUGACCGCUCCCUGGGAUUCAAUAGGUCCUUAAUUUGCAUAACCCUCCUGCGUACGAUAGCUUUGGACUGGCGUAAAUUUCAGCAUCUUAUCCCGCGGCAAUAUGAUCGGUCGCCUCUGGAACGUCCUUCAUACGUGGUGGAGCAUGCCGCAUCCUCAGUCCCCGGCUGGGUCCCCCGGCUGGAGGAAACGCGUAGGCGUCGACUUACAAACACCGUCGCACAGCCAUUCCGGAUAAAUUGGUCGCAGGGAUGACGGACGUCACAUGCUUUUCCCUCUGGGCUGCUGCAGUGAGUUUGAAUCCAUUUAAGAAGUGUUUCCACGCAACUUUUGUUGACCACCGGAUGAGCGCUGUAAAAACUGAGAGGUUUCGUGGUGUUCCAUUCCUAUAAACUGUCGUCACAAUUUUACCAUCAAAACUUCGUCUGAAGAGUACAUAAUGAAAGUAUAGCUGCUGCUCGUUUCUAUCCUCGUCAACUGAACACAUGUUUCUCUGGCAAAAAAUUUCUAGUCAAGAUGAAUGUGGAAACGUUCUAACACUUUGGAUGUCGUAAGCGAUGACGUUCACUGAGUGCCGCACGGGGUGGGCGCAGCACCACCCGUGAAUGAGGUCACAACGAGGCGGACUUGCGCGGCAUCUGCGGCACUCCUCCGUCGCCGAGCUUGCCCCAAUGGCAAGACAAAGGCCACCGGAAGUGGGCGCCGGCCCAGGGGCUGGCAAAACUGCACAGUCCGUCCGCGCGUGCUACACACGACCUGGCCCCUGCUGCAUGUUCAGGUCAUUGCUAGGACGGACCCGAUCCACAUGCGCGGGAAUAUCCUUAAAGUUACACUGAGAAAGAACCACUGCAGCUUGUCUCUCGAUCCCGAGAAAGACCGAGCUAUUCUGUCAGUUCGUAACCAUCCAAGCCACGACUGAAGGGGCCUCGGGAUAUGCUCAAGUGGAUCGGAUUUGCUAUAAUAAAGAAUUUGCUGAUAUGUCGUUGGAAUGGAUUCCCAAGUGUCGGUCACGCCUGUCCUUUCGCAUGCACCAGUGAACCGUCCGGGCCCGUCACCACAAUGAAUAGCCGAUCUAUUGUUAAUACCAAAGGAAAUGACACAUGACUUAAACAAAGCGCAGUGAUGAGAUCAGAUAUGCCCCAUUUUAAGCAUCUUUCCAGUUAUCCCCGGCUUAUGUGUUAUGAUCUUGAGCUAAUUAAUUGUUGCGUACUGCUUUUAGCAUUACGUACACUUGUGGUUGAAAUUAUGUAAAUAUGGUCGGCACCUUUGGCAAGUAAUGAUUUCUAGGAACCCAUCUGUGUUAACGUACAUAUUAAAUGAUCCACACCCUGUGUACCCGAAACAAAUGCAUGUAGAUAUUUGGCUUUAAAAUUUUAAAUGCUAUUUAUGACGUAUGUCAACCCCUGCCUUCGAACCCUCCCCCAGUCGUCCCGACCCUAUCUUGUCGCCGGACAGAGGUGGGUGAGGGAGGGGGGGAGAGUGCAACAGAUGCUGCGCAAGCCUGCCGCCACUAUAACUAAUUCACGUACAGGUCACCGUCCUGCGUCCACCAUGUUGUGGGGCACACGGUGGACAUCUUCGUUCGCGACAGUCAAACCGUAAUGUCUAAUUGCAGCGCUAAACACGAACACCUGCUGAUGAAAGUCAUAAGGCAAAAGGCUGAUUAGAGAACCUUCUUUCAGACGAAUGCAGUAUUAAACGACGAUUUACGUGACAGUUCGUGUGCUUUACAGACCUAUGGUAAUCUUUAUCACCUAAUGGUUAGCCUGUGGUGGAGAUGCGCCCACCGAUCACGCUGCGGGACAAACUCCUCCCGUUGUGCCUUUAGGCUCGAUCUAGAGCCCUGCAGGCAACUACACAGCGACUGGUAGUAUGGACAAAUUGACAUUACCGACAAAGAUACGGGAGACUAGAGUGGCGACUUCUGGCUUGUUUGCCGUAAUCGGCCAGCCAAACCCAACCCCAAGCCCUACAGCUCAGGUCCUCGUUCUGUUGGUUAGAAGUCCGGAGCUCUGACUAUUGAACCAUGGGAUCUUUGUCCUUUCAAUUGCAUCGGUAAUUUUUAUUUCUUUGCCAUAGAAAUGGCGUUCACCACUGAUCCAUUCCGGCUGCUGGACGUAAUAUGAACGAUUCUGCCCGACUGGUGAUCUCCUCUAGGCGGUUGCAUAGUUAUGGGCGACAGCUGAUGAAAGUGUUGCCGACUAGUUUCCCCCGUUCCUUGUAGGUACCAAUUAUUGGAAUUUUUCGCGCAAGACGGAGCAUCAGGUCGACUUUAAAAUCAUGUACACGAUUUGCAAGUAGGCAUUACCCUAAAGCUUUCAAAGUCCGCAGGAUUUCAGAUUCAGAUAUUUGAACAGUGACGUAUAAUUCCAACCCUCUACUUAUCAUUCUUGUUGUAAAUACUAAUUUAAGAUGUUCUGCUUAGCUCGAAAGUGCUCCUGUUAGAAAGUGAGAACUGUAUAAGCGGCCUGUGUGCGUCUAACCUUUGUCUAACAAACGUCAUGUUCUCGAAGCCACACAACAUCAUUUUUGUCAAUAAGACAGGUGCUUUUCGAAUGUUUGGUUUGCUUAUUCAAUCUAUAUGGUUGCGUUACGAGAAAUCUUACAUUGUUUAAUUUCUUUUGAGCGUAUAAUGCCAUACAGUGUGUUUCCCGGAAACGUGUACCAGGAAACCGAGGGAUUGUCGCUAAGAAAUUAUUAGGGCGAUUACUAAAAGAGUACAUUGUGUGUGGUCAUCCGGCGACCGGUGACAUUGUUACUUUAAUGCAGCGCCGAUACAUACCAGUCGGUUACUUCAGUAGCCCACGUGAGGAGGAGUCGUUCAUUGCUGUUCGUGGGAAUAAAGUUGUCUUACAAGUUCACUGUGCACCGAAAAUCAUGAAACAUACAUCGGACUUACCUGACUUAUUUAUGACUGGAAGCGUAACAAGCUAAAGUGUCAAGACUAGUCAGCAGGCGGCAGAACCUCAAGUCACUUAUCUCACGGUGCCUUACCGGCUUUUCCUUUGAACAUCUUUUCAACCGCUUACGCAAAUUACACCGGAAAAAUCAUGUUUCAGGCUUAUUAUGCCUUCCUCCUGUCAGACGCAAUUCCGGCCACCGUCUGGAGCCAGAAACACAUUUGCAGACGCGCACAGCACGAUACUUCAUUUAGAAGGUCUGUCAGAUAAUCACUUCCCGGAGCCGAAGUUCAUCAGCUUCCCGCUACCUGACAUUCUCAGUUGCUGCAGAUCGGACAUAUAUUCACACAGGAAUGGACAUACACCGAUUCAGUAGCGUCCUGAAUCAAACACACCGUAUUUGAAGGCAUGUGCACAUGUUUGCGUUUCUGGUCCCAAGUGGUGAUCAGCGUCGUGAUCGGUCAGGUAAAGGCAGCAUAAACCUGAAACACCACUGUAUCACUGUAACCGCAUCUCCGUCAGCUUGUUUUGGUGCGACUUGACAGAUUGGUGCCCGUGACGCCUGCGACCCAUUCGUAGCCAGUGAAUUGGUCGAGAAUUCUUGCCGACUGAUGAUGAGAUCGGACACUGUACAGGAAGGCCGCAUUUCAAAAAGACGGAAGUAAAAGGAAAACCGACAAAAUCCAAUCGGAGACUGAAACAUACACGUUACUACAUUACUUUGCCAUUACUACAGAAGCCAUAAUACUAGUCCUGCAGAAAGAAGAUAUCCAACAGGCAUCUCAGCCUAAUGAAAGUAUGAGGUAAUUCCCCCGAAGUCUCUUGGACUAUAACUUCGGAGGAGGCACGUCCAGCCACCGCUCCACUAGAUCUACACAUUAUAGCGAAUAUAAUGGGAAUCUGGAGAGCGCAUGUCUUAAUGGUACAUCUUCCUCCUUCGUGGACGACUUCGUAGGCAAAUGCCUAUGUCGGAACCGUACGACCUCUCGUAAAAUUGCUGCGCGCAUAUCGAGGCCGGUCAACAUGAGCAGCUCGUGACAGCCUAUGCCAGCGAUCCGCUGCCUUUUUGUGCCACUCAAGGAUCGGCUGCCGCUUGAGGAGCUGUCAGCAGUUACCGCGUUACUGGACCCAUCUUUGCAGUAUAACUGAUGGACGACUGGCAGUACAGGUGCAUGGACAUGCUCCGCCAGCAAGGCGGCGCGCAACUUCUAACACUGCCGCAGUUUGCUUUUGACAGUGCACGAAUAAGUGAGCCAGCUGAGGUGGAAACAGCCAGUGCAAUAGCUGAGGCCUGGCAGAGAGAUGUCCACUCACCCAUUUGCUAAGCAAACACACCUCGUUCAAUCCUCCGCACCACCUGGGCAAGAAGGAAGACCGAUGAGAAAUCAAAGGAGUCAUGCAGUGUAUUUCUCUCGAUUCACACUUUAUUGCCUGAUAAAGUGUCCGGAGAUUGUAUCUUCGCUGCCAUCGGUACUAGUUCAGGUCUUUACCAGCCUUACUACAGACUUGAAAAAUCAAAUACUGCUUCACCGCAGUCGUUGCCCGAUCUGGAUCUUGGUCCAAAGGCCGUGUCUCAAAAUGCAGAAGUACGUUUGCAGCGCUCUAACCGCAAAAGGGCAUAUUUUGCGCCAACGUAUCGAUGUGACCGUAGAGUGGACCACGCUGAAGAUGCGCUGGACCGACGCAAGGGCCAGAUCGGAGUCCGACAUGCGCUGUUGGGAGUGCGCACCUGUAACAGAUGUCUACACUGGGUUUCUGGUGGCAGACCUAGUCACAGGCUCGCCGCGCCAAUUAGGACUCAUACCACCCCCUAUUUUGUAUAAAAUCCUGGUCACUGUGUGUUGUGGACCAGGAGGUGUGGUGUCACUCCCAGGUGCGGGUUCUUGCCACGCCAGCCACCUGCGCCCACUCCCGCCUUCGGUUUUCAUGACUGGCUUGACACUGGAUCCAGGUGUGGGAGGAGAGGGGAGUGCGUUAGAUGCAGCGCUAGCCUGUUAUCACUAUAAACCAUCUUUGGCGCAAGUCACCGUCCCUGCUCUCCGCUGCGGAGCACGCGGUGGACAUCCUCGGCCACGACGGCCGAACCGUCGUACCGGUGUGACUACUACCGCACUGAGAGAUAACUCGACAACCUCGGUACGACAGAGAAGUUCGAGCAAAGUUGUAGUGUAAACCAAUCCGCUCUCUUGGCCUCAAGAUCUGAGCAAACCUCGUUGCACGACCUCCGAUCGAUACGACUUACAUAAGUUCAGACGAAUACUCUUCGGGAUGGAACCUGCUCUAAGACAAAUAAUAUUGAGCCGGUCACCUUUGGUGCUUCCUUAGACUUCGACAUGAGCGAGGCCUCUGACGACAUUAAGUUCUCUCACUGUCCGUGCCGCUUAAGGGAUUGAAGGAUGUGAGAUGAGCUAAAAGUCGGCAUGCAAAUAUUCAUUCUCCCAACUGGCAGAGGUCUAGUAAAAGUUUAACUGCUGAAUAAAACCUGUUCUACUUAUGAAGGUCGAGUGAUACGAAACCUCUGUUAGCGCCUGACUGAAAAUGUUGAUUAAUAGAAGUCUGUUGAAGCUAAAAAAGCAUGGGAGCAUCAGAAUCAAGGCCUAUUAACGGGUGAGGGCGACAGAUGCGGCCGUCCUGCGGUCUGAUAGCGUUCCAGAGUCAGGAGUCAGAUUUUUAUUUCUAGGCCGAUCCACAUGUGGGCUUGCAGAGUUGUUGUCCCUAGAGUAAAGUUUAUAACCACGAACUCGUAAAUGGAGAUUCAUUCAGUCGAGGAAUUUAUGGAUCGGCACAGGAGCAUUGCAGUCAAACCGUGCAAGAGGAUCGUGCCAUUCGAUGCCACCUGUCUCCUAGCGUCUAUAUCUAAGUGAACUGCUAUGCGAAUGCUGGAUUGAUAUCUGUUCGAGCUCACAAAGGGUCACCUAAAGGACCCUUUCAAUUUUGACGCCGUAAAAAUAGGUUAAGUCGACGCUGAUGACCCUGCAAAUUUCUGGCCCGAUUGUCCAGACUACCUCCUAACUUUGCUAGACGGAACUGUUCAGGUCGUGGAAACCCGACAUUUCAGUGCCCUGACCCGCCAUGCAGACAACAGACGGGGUUGACUAUCACUGAACGGGGGCACAUAACUCACCCGCAACUAACAUUUGCGGUCUUUGCAAAGGGCUCUGUUAAGCGCGUGACCCGCGGAGCUUAUAACGCGAGUCGCUCAUUUGACCCUCUAAGCUUUUAAUUCAGGUGAUUGAAUUCAGUAGUUUAAACGUCAGACCAAGGAUAUAUUGUUCCUGAUGGAAUCGUAUUCUUUCAAAUUAGUGGAAGAUCGUGUAACCUGCCUUCUUUGUCUCAUUUCAUCUUGCAGGAGUCAAAAGGAUAGUGGUUGCUUACGGUUAAAUAGUAGUGACAUCUGAGCCUUAAUUAUUGUCUUUAAUGAUGCUUUCGAGUGCCAACGCGGAACAUUCGGCGAGUACACUAUCGUUCCCGGGGAUCGGCUUUCAUAAUUUUUCUAGAUAAAAGUUUCCGAGUUAGCCGCUCAAACCUUCAAUCGGUGUCAAGUAUUUGACGCUGCGUGAACUAAAGCUACAUAAUAUCCAUGUGGCAUCUGCGAACUAUUAUAGCCUAUAUUAUCCUGUACUACACUGAGAAGAAUUUGACCGCUUGUUAACUCUUCUCUCCACAAGUAAUUUUGUGCGUAAGAUAAACCGUUCCCCUCAGUCGUAAAGAGUUUUUUGUUAGAGUUAUUUGUUACUGACAGUAUGCCAAAGCUGUGUUGUGUAUUUUUAGCUCUUGUAAUUUUCCCGUCCCCACUUCAUUUUGAUGAUGCGCAAGAGGGCGAUGUUCAUGGUUCGCGGGCGUUUGUAUGUGGCAUAGAGUAGAGAUGCAGGUCUGUCAAAAUCCAUAUGCGUCUUAGCGGUCAUUAUGAAUGGGGGAUCCGUUGAGGACUUUAUCGCAUUUGGCACUAGUCCCAGGGCCAAACAUCCCCACCCGCAGCCUUCGGCGAAGUCAGCUUCUAGAUGGCUGACAUUCACUGGACGUAAUGCUGUUUGUUUGGUCUUCUUUCCUGAUUGCGCACGUUUCUGCCCUGCGCUUGCUCCUCUACAUAACCUUUGCCGCCACCACCUGUCCGCGUACCACGCGCUCUUUUUACACUCUUGUUACUGAUGGCGGUAGCAUCAGUACUGAUUGCUAUCAUUGGACGCCCCUCUCCCCCUCUGCCUCUCUCGGUAACUUGAUGUUCUUUCUUGCAAACGUGUUCCAUUCGUCUCUGUAAAGCAGGUCUAUACGAUUAGCUUCGGGAGGCCUGUGCUUCGCUUCUUAAAUACUUUGAAACGCCUGAACCCUAUCACCUUUUAUUUGAUUUCGUUCCUCUGGGCAGUGAAGACCAAAACGUCAUGCUAUUUUAAAUGUCAUACUUACACGCACCAUGCUCAAUUCUUUCUGUUGAACCCCUUUCUCCCUUUUCCACAGGGCUUUUGGCCACGAUUAUUUUGCGAAAGUAUCCGACUAAUCCUCUACUUCUCGGCUUGUCGAUUUAUCCGUCGACACGUUCUCAGCCUUUGUGAUAGAGAAAAUGGGCUUCUUGUCCCUUUGCGAACCCUUCUUCUCAUUAUCAUAACAAAUUGCACAUACAGAUACGAGGUAAGGCCGUCGUGAUGAAUUAGCGACUUAUUUAGACUUUUUCGUCUAAAUUAUGUCGGAAUUUUUUUAUGAUGUCAGCAGUGACGAUUUACCGGAUUUCAGUGCACCGUGCAUCAGCAUCAGUGUAGAAUUACCUCUCGGCCGUCAUAUUUUCAUCAAAAUCUGCGGUUCGAAAUCAAAAUUAUUAUUUCUAUUCUGAUCUCCAAACAGUUAGGUAACUUAAGUAAAGAAGAAGAGUCGAGCAUCGGAACACUUUUUUUUUAAUUGUCCUGAGCUUUCAGGACAAUAAACAAAGUGUUCCGGUACCGACUCUUCUUCAAUUAUGCAUACGCCUGGAACUCGAAAUUUCGCCUUCAUUCGUGAAAAGUUAGGUAACUGUUGACUUCUGUAACUUGUUUGAUUAUUAAGCAUUGGGUGCCGGUUCUACCCUUUGUGGUGAUAGUGGUCGGUACAUUUGUACCCGAUGUCUUUGAGCGAUUCAGGGUAAAUGGGUUUAUCGGCAGUUGCUCGGUCAUGCAACCGCAUUCGUCCCACUCAAAAUCAGGUCAGCUUACCCUUCUCGGUCUGUCUCGACCGACGGAUGUACAUCCAAAGAGCCUCUGCCAAAAGCAUAUGCGAAAUUUGCAUCUGUUUUCCAUUAUUCUUGGAAGGGGGGAGGAAGCGCUUUGUGCGUGAAAGAAAAUUGGAACUGCCACUGUCUGUCGGUCUUAAUUCUAGACUGAUCCUACUACUUCAGGGAGGAGUGAGAAGGUUCCAUCAUCCGGAAAGCAAGUGCAUUUUUCUGGCGUUCCGGACUCUUAAUUGGGCACAGCACGUAUCCGCGCCAGCUGUGGGACGGUCGGCCAGCUGAGGGCAUCCCAUUACUUAGACCUCGUGUCAAUUAUUCGUCAGAUAGACUGAUUACGUGCCUGUCACCCACACAGCUACUUUCAACGAAGACAAGCCAGAGGCCUAUCGCGCCAACUAGAUUCAGCCAGGCUGUAAAAUUGACGUUUUUUCAUUUCUGAUGAAGCAAUAAAGACUAGAUUAGAAGUGUCCGUUGAUGUUUCUGCGUUCCUGUAAGUUGAACCUUCUGUUCCUUCUGAAUUAAUUCCCGGGUCACGAAUCUUUACGUCCACAGCUGUGCUGAUAUUGAAGUUUGUACACAACCGCUUUCAGUGAACGAAUCAUGGCGCGUCUCUCGUACUGUUGCGGUCAGAUUACGAGAAACCGCUGUCUGGCUGGUGUAUAAUACCAGUAAACCACUUUUAGCCUUAAAAACAAGAUGACAAUUAGUCUGAUUUUACACUUGACAGCCAAGAGUAGAUAUCCAACAAGGAUUAUCUAUUUUGAUUGAAAAUUUUUAAAUUGACGGGGUGCAUUUGCUGAAUUCCUCUUACCGAUCUAGUUGUAAACUGUUGCAACAAAAAAGAGUUGUCAUUUUGUUGGUCUUUGGUAUUCGGAAAUCGGAGUCUCGGGAAAAUUAUUCAUAGUCUAACUUUGCCGCUUUGUUAUUUGUAAAACAAGCCAUUGUUAGUGUGCACAUGCUCUAGGCCUAUUUUAUUUUUAGUAAGAAUCCUGUACCUCUUUUGGUUCUUCAGGGUCCCAAAAGGCGGGACUCAGAGAACAGCAGCGACACCCUUGCUGCCUGUAUACAUUGCGACGGCACAUUUAAUUUACUUACCGACCUAGUCGAACAUGUAUGCAUUCUUUGCAUCAUGAACGGGAAAUUCUUUGUCAGGGCGCGCCGGAGAACGACUAUUAAGCUUAUCACAUCGUUGACACUGCCUCAAUAGUUGAGUUCGCCUAUUGGGCAACAUGUGCACAGACAACAAUAAUAAGUAAAGCGUACUCAGUAUUCAGGUGUAGAUAGCCAUCAUCGAUUACUGCGAGUUAACUAUCACAUCAGACGCCAAAGAAUAUGGGCGCAGCUGCCCUCAUCGUUUGUGUUCAAGAGUCCGACAAGAAGCCGAGUGGUUUAGGCCGUCGCCUUUUCCGACGCCUUGUCCUGCAGUGCUCCCUCUUGCCGAUAAAAUUGCUGAUAGUGCACGCGGUACACCAUCGAACAGAUUUUAGGGUCUUUACUUUGCUGACGUUCCAAAAUCAGUUGCUUAUUCUUUCUUUCUUCUUGUGCGUAGGUGGUGACCUGCAUGAUGGCUGUUCGUGGUUCACGGCUGGCGGCGGCAAAUGAAGCUAACACCUUCAGCGACUGGCGUUCGUGCAGGCGCGCGCUGUCGGAGUCAGGCCAAUCCAACCGAGGCUCCAUGCCCUUCUGGAGGAGGCACGUACAGGCCAAGCACCUCACUGCACUGCAGACCGAAUAA
Spirometra erinaceieuropaei is the source of this 21925-nucleotide messenger RNA. NCBI's taxonomy places the organism in Eukaryota, Metazoa, Platyhelminthes, Cestoda, Diphyllobothriidea, Diphyllobothriidae. The record is from the annotation of a GenBank genome assembly.